Messenger RNA from Beauveria bassiana ARSEF 2860, 2463 nucleotides. Its product is annotated as FluG domain-containing protein. The coding region runs from base 1 to 2463 and encodes 820 amino acids. The transcript is spliced from 6 exons. NCBI's taxonomy places the organism in Eukaryota, Fungi, Ascomycota, Sordariomycetes, Hypocreales, Cordycipitaceae. The record is from RefSeq and is a predicted model, not a curated record.
AUGGCAAUCCACCGCGACAUUGCAGAGGCCCUUCAGAAGGCCGCGAAGCGCCGCCACCGAGACACUGCGCUGCGCAAGGAAGCACAGAAGAAUGCGCUCCUGGCCGAAGACUACCAUACCCUGCAGCAGCAGUUGAACAGCACCCAGUUCAUCCAGCCGCUCGAUGCAGCUACGACCAAGUCGAAUAUUUACUACAUUAAAAAGAGAUUCAUAAGGUUCUGCCAGGCAAACAAGCACGCGCACUGGCGGACGUCUCUGCAGCCGCGGUACAGUGACAAAGGAUUCAUCAUGACCUUCCUUCACUGGAUCUGUGAAACAUACCUUCAGAAAAGACGCAAAAAGUCCAAGAAAAAGACUGUGAACCAAUACUGGCGUGACUUUAAAAUGCUUUAUCGCCGCUGCAACAAGGGCCAGGUGGUCAACCCAAAUCAUUGCGAGGAGAUCAGAAAGUAUAUCAAUACCGAACUCAAGGAAAAGUUUGAUCUAGACGAUCAGCCUGGAGCUAAGCCUGUCCUGAGCGUAGACGACCUUCUUCUGGGCCUCACGCAUCAUUGGUCGCGCGACCGUAGCGUGUUCCCUACCGAGGACGAUCGCCUUGAUCUGCCAACCAUUAUGCUUUUCCAGGCAUAUACAGCAUGCCGACCUGCAGAACUCGUCGAUGGGACAAAAUGCAGAGCGGCUAGCGACCCCAUGCUGGAUGACUGUGACCGCGAGGAUGCCGGUGGUAGUGAGCGGGCUGCGGAUGAUAAGUUAGCGCGAGGUUGCAAGCAGCAACCCCGCAACCCGAGCCCCCCCAACCGCAGCAUGAAGCAAAAGCGGAAGUCGACCAUCAAAUCAGGCUACGAGUCUGAGUCUGAUACUGAUUCCGAUCUUGACGAUCCUAUUUUCGAUGGUGUUGACGAAACCGAUGACGGAGAAAGCGACGGCGACGGCGACGAAGACGACAGCGACGAAGACGACACAACCGACACUGAGUACAGCGAUGUUGCCAACGAAGACGUUGAGAUGCUUCCGCCCGAACCAGACCCCUACCAGCCGACUGCUACAAUGGAACAAGACGAAGACAAAGAUAUCAUCCGCCUACAUAAAGCAUUAUGUUAUGAAGAUAUCGUCCUCUGGAUCGUCAGGGACCCAAACAAGGGAGGAAGAGACGUGCUAGCUAUGGAGGUGUUCUUUCGCCACCAUAAAGGCGUAGAUAAUAAGCCUAAACCGACAAUUUUUUUAUUCCGUGAGAACCCGCUGCCCAUUCUCUGCCCGAUCAGCCAUAUCUUGGCACGAGCCAUCCGUGACGAUGCAGUUGAUGUCGGCGGCUUCUCUCACGCGGCGCCCUUUUUUUCUACCAAGAUUGGGAGGGCUGCCACCAAGGUAAACUGGAAGACGUCGAUGCUAAAAACUCCCAUUUUUCGACGAUCGGUACGAACCACGGCAGGGGCUUGGGAGAAGUCUACAACGGACCCUAUGAAAUACUCCGCCUACGCGUUCUACCUUGACAGAAUCGGAUCGGAUUUGGGCUCUGAGGAUAAAUGGACGUCGUACUGUAUGCGCCGCGGCAAUGCGAAUGCCCUUCUAAAGGUCGCACCGAAUCCUGUCGUGGACCAGGUCAUGCGGCACGACCCGAUGACUGGGUGCUUGGCCAACGCUUACCUCAACCGGCGAGUCGGGUUCAACACGCAAGAUGCGUAUCUUGAAAGAGACCCAUCCGCGGAUGGGCUGACCAAGGCAUUCUCACAUAUGAGCAUUCGAUGUAAUCCUGAAGUUCCCCGCGAAAUCCCUAAAGCAGAGCUAGCCAAGCUUCCGCCUGACCCAGAGGUAGUGGAGCUGACGAGGGAGGUGAAGCAAACAGCGAUCAGACUUCGGCAGCAAUAUGGAUUCAUCAAGUCGGCACCAGUAGAUGAAAAGGUCAAGUACCAGAGACGCCGCUGCGAUUUGCGAAAUGCGGAAAAGACUUUUAAGGAAGAUAUGACAAAAGAAUACCAGGAGGCCUAUCGUCGACGGAUGCACAACGAAGAGCUAGAGAGGCAACUGAGUGGAACGGCCGUUGAAGAAAAGGCUGAGCCCUCUGUUGAGCACCAACUCCCCGAGAGAACCUACUUGCAGCCCAUUCUUUGUGAUUUCAGCACGGACAUGGGUUUUGAAGAGAUGACAGGCCGCAAAAUUCGUGCCAUAGAUGGAAUGGUUCGUCUCGCCCGCUGCCGCGAGGGUCAUCCCCGUGCCUUUGUCGAUUUUGAUGCCUCCCGCUACGGCUUCCGCUUCGCUCGAGGAAAAGCCCGCGCAGGCAGCCGGUACCGUCUCGGCAGAGAUACCAAUGUCGAGAUUGAUGAACGCGGUGCUGUUGAGCGACUCGACGGGCUCACGAAUGCUAUCACGAAGCUAGAUGAAAUGCGAGAGCCGCCCGACGAAUUCCACGAGGCAACGUCGAAACUUUCCCGCACGCAGCCAAGGUCCUGCGGUUCCUGGAGAUAG